Eruca vesicaria subsp. sativa (arugula) is the source of this 4730-nucleotide messenger RNA. The record is from the annotation of a GenBank genome assembly. NCBI's taxonomy places the organism in Eukaryota, Viridiplantae, Streptophyta, Magnoliopsida, Brassicales, Brassicaceae.
UUAAGGACUUCAUUAUCAAUUUCACUCCAAUUUUUGGUCGUCACUCUCGUCGCUCCCUUGAUCGUUUUUAACUUUCGUUCGCUACGAGAGAAGAUUUUCUCCAGGGCCAAUGGUUGCACUUGAUUCCUAUUUCCACAGUACAAGGAAGAAUCUCUCUUCAUUGGAACCAAAUCUUUUUGGUUCGACUUGUAUGGGAGUCUACAGUUCCACUCAGGAAGCAGCACAAGAUUACUCUUGUGACAGCUGCGAUGAUUUGGCAACUGUAUCUUCGGCUUGUCGUGAUUUCGAUGAUUCAGCAUUGGAGAUGAGCUGCAGGUCUAAUGGAGAAGGCCGUGAGGUUCAAGAGGCUGGUGGUGGUGGUAGUGGCACAGCUUCAGGUCCAGGAUAUAAUACCAUGUAUGCGAGUGGAUGGAUGUACGGUAAUCAGCAAGGCGAGAUGUGUGGACCUUAUACGCAACAGCAGCUAUUUGAUGGCUUAUCCACUGGUUUUUUACCUGAGGAUCUUCUUGUAUACCCAAUUAUCAACGGUUAUAUGCAAAACUCUGUACCGUUAAAGUACUUCAAGCAGUUUCCUGAACAUGUGGCCACUGGCUUUGCGUAUCUACAAAUUGGAAUGAUGAAUGUAGUAGUCCCUAGUGCUAGUAAUAAGGACACUUUCCAUCAACAUGAGACUCAAUCAGAGCCUCAGGCAUUGCCUCCGCAGCCUAGUUCUAGUGGUUCUCUCUUGGAUCAGCAAAUGUUAAACCAGGAGGAAGUGAAUUUGUGGGCUUCAUUCAUCUCAUUGGGAAGCGAACAUGCUGGCUGGUUUGUUGUGGAUGCUGAGGGUAGAAAUCAUGGACCGCAUUCUUUGUUGGAGCUUUAUAAUUGGCUGCAGAGCGGAUAUGUUUCAGAUGCAGCCAUGAUACGGGAUGUUGAAAAUAAGUUAAGACCUAUCACAUUAGCGUCGUUAAUUGGUGUAUGGAGGGAUAAAUGUAGUGGUGAAAAUUGUGAGGAGUCAGUGUCUGGGGUGAGUUUAAUAUCUGAAGUAUCUGAAGAACUCUCUUCCCAGCUUCAGAGUGGAAUAAUUAAAAUAGCCAGAAGAGCUCUACUCGAUGAAAUCAUCAGUAGCGCAAUAUCAGACUUUUUUAAGGCGAAGAAAAGAGACGAGCAUCUCAAGUCUGAUCCACCCAGUUCUGCUGCCAAUGUUGUUAAAUGCAUAUCGUCUCAAGUUGUCAGUGCGGAGAAAACUGCUGUCUCAACCACUGAAGCAACAGGCUAUGAGAACAUAAAUAAGGAGAGGGAUCAUAGUCGAAUAGCUUCAGAGGCGCUCAAAUACACUAAAUCUGUUGGAAGCGCCGAGAACUUUCAGACAUCUUGCUCAGCUGUAUGUGGAACCCUUCACAACAGUUGCAUGCAAAUUAUGUGGAAUGCUGUCUUUUAUGAUACUGUGGCAACAUAUGCAUCAUCUUGGCGGAAGAACAAACUUUGGUUUCGUUCUCCUGAUAUCCCAACUGUUUCGAGCUACUGCAAGGGUUCCCGUACCAACUACUCAGGGAAAUCAGAAGCAGCUGAGAGUUUUACUUGUAGGGUGGAUUCCUCUUCCUGCAAAACUGCUAACUCUAAUGAAUUUGACUUAGCUACCAAAGCAGCAAGUUUUCAUGAACCGUCAUCUAGGAAAUUAACCUUACCAGGCAUUGAUGGAACAGAAAGCGUUGUAGCAAGCAUCUCGGAACACGUAGAAAGGGAGCUCUUUUUGUCUCUGGAAACUCACCUGACUGAUUAUAUUGGCGUUCUCAUUAAAGAUGGUGCGAACAAUGCUGCUCGUGCUGUCCAAGAUGGCAAAAUGCCUGAGGAAAACUCGUCAUCUUUUCAUGGUUCCCAUUAUAGUCUGGAAAAGUCUGGUGAAAAGGGAGAAUCCUCUGAGCAAAUAACAUCUGAGGAUAUUAUUGCUAAUAUUUUUAGUACAACAUUGCAGACAUCAUCAGACAGUCCUGUCAGUGAUGAAGUUGAUACUCUGGAUAUUCAUGAGCCACCACCACCUGGAUGUGAAAGCGGCAUUACAAUGCCAUCUCUGCGCUGUAACUUUCGGCCUGUAAGGUCCAAAGAAUCUGUUCCUGAGAUUGAAGAAUAUGUUGCAACGGCUUUAUGUAGACAGAAGUUGCAUAAUGUUGUUAUGAAAGAUUGGAAGUCACUGUUCAUGAAGUGUUCUCUUAAGGAAUUCGUUGCCUCACAGAAAGGAAGCCAUCAAGUUUCUCGCAAAAAAACGAUGGCCCCGAAGAAACUCAAAGCGAUUACUCAGAACAAAAAGCCAGUAAAGUCUAAUAUAUCAAGUCAUACAGCAGAGGAGCCAAAGAAACCAUCUGUUAGAUCUUCUGAAAAAAGUUUGGUUAAACGAUCUAAGAAACCUUUUAAAGAUACAGCCAGUAUAGAUUUGUCACUUAGGAAACCAAGUCAGCCGAAGAUAAGGAAUGCUGUCCAGCAGGAUCAAAUUAUCAUUAAGAACGUGACGAAGGUUCGGAAAGAAAAGGUUGGUAAAGAUGAUAACAUCAAGGUGAUUUGUGAGAAAAACCAAGAUGUUGGAAUGGCAGAUGAAUUUGAUGACGAACUUCUUAUAACAAGACUAAGAAGGAUAUCAAAGAGUAAAACAAAAGAGUUAGGAGAAGAUACAGACGCUGCAAAAUCCUGUGAGGGGAUUUCAUUGUUUGAUGAGGAAACCGUUGGCUGCAGAGAUCAUGAGGAAAAUCUUUCAAAUAAGUCUUCUCAGAAAGUGCAAAAAGCUCAUGUAUCAAAGCUAAAGAGAAAGAAUACAUCAGAAGUCGAAGGAGCACAAUCUUGCAGUGGAGCAGUGAGAGGAUUUACUGAGAUUUCUGGAAAAGACACUGAUACAGAAAGCCUCGGAUUUGUAACCAGGGAUAAGGUUUCCCCUGAACGCAAGAGACAAAAAAAAGAUGCUGCUAAAAGAAAAAAGAUUGUGGAGAAGUCUGCGUGCGGCGUAUCACAGAAGUCUCUUAAGUCAUCGGAAUCAUCAACUCCAAAGAGAAAGCAUUCAUUGGAUGAAGAUGUCCCGAGUGUACCCUCAUGUCGGAAAUUAUCACUUUCUUCCAAGGAUUCUGAGAGUGCUGUUGGAAAUGAAGGAAAACUUCCCGGCAAUAAAUCAAAUAAAAAAGGUUCCAAGAAAUUGACGCUUAAAAGGAAGCUAUUACCAAAACAUUCAGCAGAGCUUUCUCCCAUUGAGGAUUUGGCAGUGGAUAAUGACAGAGCUACGUCCAUUGCACUAAAACCAUUGGUAAAAUUGGGACCGAAAUCAAGCAAGAAAAAAGUGUUAGUGCCAAUGCCAAAGUCUGAUGGAUGUGCACGCACAUCUAUUAAUGGCUGGCAUUGGCGUGAAUGGUCAUUAAAGGCUAGUCCUAAAGAGAGAGCCAGGGUUAGGGGGAGUUCUUGCGUACACACGCAACAUUUUGGUUCCAAAAUUAGUUCGUCUCAGAACGUUCUUUCUGCAAGAACUAAUAGGGCAAAAAUGCGUAAUCUUCUAGCUGCUGCCGAUGGUGCUGACCUCUUAAAAGUUUCUCAGUUGAAGGCUAGGAAAAAGCGUUUGCGGUUUCAACAAAGCAAGAUUCAUGAUUGGGGUCUUGUCGCACUUGAACCAAUUGAUGCAGAGGACUUUGUAAUCGAAUAUGUUGGAGAGUUGAUACGUUCUUCUAUAUCUGAGAUACGUGAACGCCAAUAUGAAAAGAUGGGAAUAGGAAGCAGUUAUCUUUUCAGGCUUGACGAUGGCUAUGUGAUUGAUGCCACAAAGCGAGGGGGCAUAGCGAGGUUUAUAAACCAUUCAUGUGAGCCUAAUUGUUACACCAAGAUUAUAAGCGUGGACGGUAAGAAGAAGAUAUUUAUUUAUGCGAAACGGCAUAUUGACGCUGGUGAAGAAAUAAGUUACAACUACAAAUUCCCGCUUGAGGACAACAAAAUCCCUUGUAACUGUAAAGCGCCAAAGUGCCGUGGAUCGCUGAACUAGGAGGGAUGAGAAACUGAAUCAGGUGUUUACUAUGAACGAAUGUUGUUUGGGUUCAAGUGAAGAAGAUGGACGAAUCUACCUUUUGCAGUAUACAUCUCCAGUAGCAGAUGAGUCUUCCUCUCUUUGAACCCAAACUGUAACUAUUUUAUCCCACAUACUAACAAUUACAAAUAACUGAUUUUUUCUGUUUUUUUUUUUUAUACUUUUCUAGUUUUCUUUUGUUGUUGUUGUCAUCAACAACGAAAAAUAUUCAAUGCCAAGUCAAUAAUAAAUCUAUUUUAUUAUAAUAAAACUUAAUUCCUUAUGAAUUUAAAGGAACGAAAUUGAUCUUUAUUGUGUUUCGUGCAACAAAACAAAAGGCUAUUAUCGUUAAGCAUUUUUAAAUGUCAAUUGUAACAAAAAAAAUGCCAACUUAUAGAAAUUAGAUCUUUGUUGGAUUGGUUUCAUUUGAGCAGAAAGAAAAGAGAUUAUCAGUGUCAAGGCUCAAUGAAAGCUAAGAGGAAUUGUAAGAUAAAAUAAAGACUAGCAAUCUGAUAAUUCUAUUUCCACAACCCAAUUGUGCUUGAUAUGAAAAACAAAAUUGCUUCAUCAGACGCGAAAUGCACAGGCCAACUUUUGCUCUAUCUAGUUAAACGACAAAUGUUGGAGUAGUGUUCCCUUUCUUUCCCCUGACUGUUUGGGGUUUGCCAAAUAACAAUUUGUUCAUCGACUUCGUUUCUUGCCGUUGGGGUACCAAAUUUUC